GAGCGGGGCGGGCGCUGGGACCCCUGGCGAUGCUGCCGCCGCUCGUGUAGCGAGCGCCGAGCCCGCUGCGGAGAAAGGCUGAACAAAGCUCAGUCUCAGUUGAGCUUCCUGCUUGUCAGCCUCUUGCUUCGCAAACGCUUAUCAUUUCCACUUGAUGUCAUCAUGCAGAAGGGGUGAAAGGGACUCGUUGACAGAUUCAGAACCUGCAGCAAAUUGCCAGCAACAGUCAUUUGUUGGUUGCCAGCUCUGAAACUCAUGCACAUAGCAUGUAAAGGCAACUGUGAGACACUUAUGUCGUCCGUUUCCCGUGUAAUCGUUAUGCACACCAAGACACCAUGUUCACCGUGUUGCUGAAGAGCUGGAUUUCUUCAUAGUCUAUUACUUCACCAAAGAGAAAGAUAUGAACACACGUGCUAACGCUCAAUACCUGUGAGCUCCAUGAUCCCCUCCUGACAUCAGAAAGACACGAAGUGGUGGCCUCUGAGAACCAGCUCCUUUUUUGUGGUCUUGGCCCUGCCCUUCCUGCUCAAGGUCCACAAUGGAGACACUCUCCCAGGACUCUUUGUUGGAAUGUCAGAUCUGUUUCAAUUAUUAUAGCCCUCGGCGAAGGCCCAAGCUGCUGGAUUGCAAACACACCUGCUGCUCAGUGUGCCUCCAGCAGAUGAGGACGAGCCAGAAGGACGUGAGGUGCCCCUGGUGUCGAGGCAUCACCAAGCUGCCUCCAGGCUUCUCUGUGUCGCAGCUCCCAGAUGACCCCGAGGUCCUGGCCGUGAUUGCCAUUCCGCACACUUCUGAGCACACCCCUGUUUUCAUCAAACUUCCCAGCAAUGGGUGCUACAUGCUGCCUCUGCCCAUCUCUAAGGAGCGCACAUUGUUGCCUGGAGACUUGGGCUGCCGCCUGCUGCCUGGGAGCCAGCAGAAGUCUGUCACGGUGGUGACCAUCCCUGCUGAACAGCAGCCCCUGCAAGGUGGGGCUCCCCAGGAGGUGGUGGAGGAGGAGCCAGAUAGGCGGGGCGUGGUGAAAAGUUCCACCUGGUCUGGUGUGUGCACUGUCAUCCUGGUGGCCUGCGUCUUGGUCUUCCUCCUGGGCAUCGUGCUCCACAACAUGUCUUGCAUUUCUAAGCGCUUCACUGUGAUAUCCUGUGGCUGAUGUGGGGUACAAGGGAGUUUCUUUUGGGUGCCAACUUAGGGGUUGAGCAGGUGUUGGUGACAAGAUUCCAGUGAGAAGAUGGGGGGGUGACACUGACCAUUUGGUGCCAAGUGCUGGCCUCUGGGUUGCCACUUGAUUCACCCAAAGACUGACACCAAGGGCAGACGAUGUCUCAACAAGAUUCCGGGAGAAUUGUGAGAAUUGAUGGCAACAGUUUUGAAGAUGAUUGCAUGCAUCCUCAUAAUCAUAUAUAAAAUGGGCUGUAAUUUAUGAUUUUUCAAGAUCGUGUUAUGAGAUAGACAUAUUCUACUUACAACUGUACAUGUGCAUACAAUGUGAUCUCUUAAAGCGGUAGAUUAAAACCAAGAUGCUGUACAUACAAGUAGAUUUAAACCUCGAAUCCAUGAAAAUUCAGUGAAGACAUACACAGUACUGGCUUCUUUGCUUUUUGUUGUUUUAAUGAAACUGAGUCUUCAUUUAGUUGCUAAGGCUUUAUAUACAUUUUGAAUGGCACCCAAAUCAAAGUAAGUGAAACAGACUGUUGUUUUUUCAGAGAAAAUAUUUGAACAAAGUGUCUCCAGUGUGUUGUGUUUUGUCAUGUACCUUCCUUUUUCUUCACUUGUGAUUAGAGCUCGCUACAUGUUUAUUAAAUGGAAAGCCCAACAGGGGAGCAAUAAACCGAGAAAUAAUGAGAAUUGCCUGAUCCCACAGGAAACUGUAUGCCAGUUUUUCUCAAGCCAUCUCACAAAAUAAGAAUUUAAAAUGUAAAUAUUGUGUAUUUGUGUAUGUGUGUGUAAGUGUGUGUGAUUUGAUUUACCUCAGGUUUUCCAGGCUGUUUAGGAGAAUCCCUGGACUAGGACUUUGUGGGUGUGAAGGUGUCACAGUGGUCACAUUGUGGGCACCUGUCCUCCCAGUGAGGCGUUUCUUCCAUUCACCUCCAGCACUCACUCCUCUGCUUUAUGUUAGGUCCUGUAUUUUGUUAAGGCACCAAUGGAGAGUGAGAGAAGAGCUUGUCUUUUCUUCCAGUCUGGAGUACUGUCAGUGCCAUUAAGUGUUGUUAACGAGUGGCAAACCUGGAUGGGCAUUUUAAUAGACAGUCUGUGGUUGUUUUUCAAAGAUGUUGUUCUAAGAGAGUUAAAUGUUUUUGAAUUCCUGUUUCCUCCUGUUGGUACAAGCAAGAUCUUUUGUAUUUCAAAGUGUUUUUAUUGAGAAAAGUGACAAGAUACAUUAACAACUCACAUUCUGAUGUAAGUGGACCAGUUCCUCAUGAAUGUUCAAUCAUUCUUAAGUGUGUGAUAGUAUAUAGGUGCUCAUGGUGAAAGACCUUCUAGCAGUACGUGGUAAAUACCUAUCCCUGUGUGUAUCUGCAUUCAGAAAUAGCUAUGAGUUGCAUAGUUUAAUUCCUUUUGUGGAAUUCAGGAAGCAAGUUCUAUGUGUCAAGGACUCCCCACUCAAAUAAAUAUAGGUUAGGUUUCAUUGAAUCCUGAAAAUGGUGGCAAAGGUGGUGGUGGUUGGGGGUAAUAUGAGAAAGAUAAAUAGUGACUAGUCCCAAAAAGCAAGAUUAGGAAAUAGCCCCAUAAGAUUGAGACAACCUAAUUUAUUUAUAUACUAUUGUCUUUUAGCACAAAAUAUGCAUACUAACAUGAUGGAAUUAAUGUGAAAUAAAAAAAAAUACCUAGAAUACAAAGCUAACACUUAAUUGGUCUGAUAACUCAAUUUAAAUUAUGAACUCCUGAGUUCGAUCCCUGGUAUCAAAAAAAUAAAUUAUGAAAUCUUUUUUCAAAUCUUUCAAAUUUGUCCUAAGACCUUUAGAACAUGUAUUUGAAAGCUCAAACUAGAAAUUAGGUUAAAAUGCAAUUUUAUUGUGUAAGCUAUUGGGCAUUAUACAACAAAUAAUCUAGAAUUUAUUUGGGUAUUAAUAAUUUAGGUAUAUUAGCUGAGUACUAUCCUUUAUUACAUAAUAUAAUGUUGGGUUAGUGUCAGUUUCUUAACUCCCAGGCUGCUGCAAUGCAUGUCUGACCUAAUUUCUAUGUCACUUGGAGGAGAAAAAAAAUCAGAGAAAUGUAUUAAGAAUAGUGCAUUUCAGACAGACUUUACCUUUUAAUUUUAAUCCAUGCCAUAUUCAAUUUAAUUUUAUGACUGAUAUCUGCAUACAUUUAUGUACAAUAUGAAGUGACUGACCCUGUAGUAUAGUAUGUGAUAGAGUUCUACUUGUUUAGUAGGUUAUAUAUAGACACUAAUGUGUGUACUGAUACAGUGUCUUGUGUUUCUUAGUGCAAAGCUGUAAAGUAAAAAUGUCCACUGAAUUUUUACUUAAAAACAGUCCCGUGCUAGAGCUGCCAUUAAGCAGUGCAAAAUUAAUUGGCUCUCUGGUAGAUUCCUGACCUUACAACUUACCUAAUAAUAGUAGCCCAAAUCAGACUUUUCUGUGCAAGUCUUAUUAAGGUAAGGAACAUUAUUAAAGUUGUUUAAGUGAAUUGUGCUUGUAGUUUGCUUGUCAGGAUGUACAUUCUUGUGUGGGGGUGAGUAGUGGAGGGAGAGAAGGAAGGAGCUGUUUCAGCCUGCUGGAUGGAAUUUUUUACAUGCUUAAUGAUGUGUCGAUGUUAUUUGGCAUCCCAUUGCUUUGGCCUCUUCUGGCAUGUUUCCACAACACUAACAACCUAUCUAUCCCAUGUGACAAAAGGCCAGUGACACAAAUGGCCAGAAUGCAUAGUUGCAUAUGAGUGAAAAGUCACAACUGAAAAAAAGCACAAGAUGUUAGAGCUGUGGGCAGCCUUUGCUGGCUUCAUUUUUAUAGAUGAGUCCACAGAGGCCAGAAAGGAGCCUGGAAGAUUGUACUUCUGUUGCAAAGAGGGGAUAAGAACUGUGCAUUGCUGUGCCCUCUUGUCCCUUCCUAGAUCCAUUGGCAUCUCUGUCUGGCUAGAAUUCUUUUCAGGGUUGAUGACUACCCUUUAUCAUGUCAACUAUUGCUUGAAGGGUUGUUUUGUAGGUCUGUUUCUUUAUUUCAGUUGGCUAUCUCUCUGAGUAAUGAAUAGAGAUUGAUUUAAAGAUCAUUACAGACAUCUAAAAAACCUAUCAAACCACGUAAUGUGAAUUUUUAAAACUGAAAAACAUCGGCUCAUCCUCUCCCCCAUAAGUUAAAGACAAUAAGUGUUAUGUAAAUAGUAAACUAUAUGAAGCAUGAAUUUUCAUCCCUAUUAAUGAUCCUGACACAAGCAAGAGAAUGCUUAAUAUGUUGAGUAGAGCCACAUGUGUCCCCCAAAAGUAUUGUCUUUGCAAAGAUUCUGUAUAUUGACCUGGGGCCAUAAGUUGUGAUGAAAUUUGAAUUGGUUCUGAGUUCCCAGUCAUACUUCAUGAUCAGAAAGCUCUAAUGUUUUUUCUUUAAAAUAAAUUUGUUUAUUCUUGUGCAUGAUUUACAGAAUGGGUCCCUUAGAGGUUCAACUGUGCAGCCCUUGGGAUAUUUUAGAUCAGUGCUGUUCAAUAGAACUUUUUAGAAUGAUGAAAAUAUUCUAUAACCUGUACUGUCCAAUAUCAUAGUCAUAAGCCACAUUGGCUCUUACAGAAUUAAAGUGGAGACAAUAUGGCUGAUGAGUUGGUGUCUAAGUUUUAUUUAAUUUAUUUAAAAAUAGUCCCAUGUGGCUAAUGGCUACCAUAUUGACUACUGGCCAGGGUGUUUGUAAUAUAACAGUGAGGCUAAGGAGAGAGUUCAUUGGCUAGUUGCAGUUGGCAAAAAGAAAAAUUUCUUUCUGGGCUUGAAAAGUAUGUGAUCAAGUACUACAGUAAACAUUCAUAGGUUGCCCUUUGGGGUUAUUGAUACUUUGGACCAAGGAAUAAUUGGUGAAACUUAAAGACUGCUUUAUUAAGCUCCUUUUCUGGGACCAUUAGCUGCAUGUGAAUCUAUUGUUCAAAAAUAGUAGUUAAACGGUAGCCAUAAAAUGUUUGACUUGCAAGCUGUGCAUGAUCUGAACUGUGAAAUUGUGUUUAGGGUCUUCUGGCCAAAAAGUACUUGUUACUGGAAAAAAAAAAGUCCAAUGAAAACCCUCUUCUCUUCCAGUAUUUUACCUAAACUUCAUCGCUGCAAUAGUAAGGUGCAAAAUCUAAGAGCAAGCAUGUUUUGCAGUGUUCAGAGUGUUUUUGUCUGCCCUUGAAGUCUGCUAGCUUGUCAUUGUAUUUGGUGUGGACAUAUUGGGCAUCAUUUUUCAGAUGCCAAACUAAAAUGUAGGUACUAUUUUUAGAGUGGGAUUUGACAUUGUUUUAGUAUCGCUCUUGUUAAUUUUAGUUAUCACUAAAAUAUUUGAAGCACAAAGCACUUUAAAACAUUUUUUUACAGUUAAAAAACAUUGCCCAAUGGAAUUUAAAGAAUGGAACUGGUUUUUAAGUGAGUAAAGGGAAGAAGAAAAUUCAGCUUGAGAUAUGUUUUCAUAUCAGAUUCUUACUGUUGUCUGGUAUUUAUUCCAGUCUCGAUUUUGAUUUAGAUUUCUCAUUUCUUAAUUUAAAAAUCUAGACUGUGUCCAUAUUGGUUUUAGUUAUUUCCUAAAUGUAAUAUAAACCAAAUACAUUUGCUAUAUCAUAACAGAAUUGGGAUUUUUCUCUAGAAUUUGUCAGUGGGCAUCACCGUUCUUUUCAUCUAUCUUUAAGAUUUUAUUUAAUUUUUUUCCCAAAAUGGUGGCUUUUCUUCAAAUGUAUUAGAAAUCCAAAGGUUUUUAGUUUGAGAGGGAUGAUAGGCAAACCACUGCAAUUUCUACCUUCCCAUAUAAAAAUGAUGCUGCCUACCAGGCAGUUUUUUUGCUUCCACACCAAAAAAUUGAUCGGCCAAUUUGUCAUCCUUGACCUAAAUGGAGAAGCUGUUCCUUGACAUUUCCAUCAUUCUCAGUAAGGCAUCACCACAAGGUACCCUUACCCAUACAGAAACUCUAGAGAAGGAUGAGGUCACCAAAAUAAUUCAGUGACUGUUUUGAAAGUAAUGAUGCUCGGUUGCUGGAUUUUGUUCAACAUGAAAUACUUCUCAAAAAUAAGUGGAGAUUCAUUUGAUUUUUCUGACACAAUUGACUUACUACACGCACACAAACGCAUCACACAUACGAUUUUGUUAUAAUUGGAGUUUAAAGUAAAAAAUUUUAGUCAUGUUUCCCAAUUUGUAGAUUAUGUAAUGUUGAAGUUAGAGUUAAUUUCUUAACAAUUGUUAUGAGUUGCUUACAUUUAUGUCCAAGCAACUACCUUUGGGAAUGUCUUUUUAAUUAAACUCUUCAGACUUCUCAAAUAUAGGAAGAGGUGGGUUCUACUACAUAAAGUGUGUGGAAAAGGCCUUGAUUACUGAGAAGCAUAAGCAAGUGGGACAUUUAAUUUCUGUCUUCCAAAUAGCUUAUUUUUUUUUUGCUUUACUCAAGGAAUUGGGGGAGUGUACCAGUAUUCUUGAAUUUCCACAAUGUGGCUCUUACUUUUUCUACACAAGUUUCUUUGCUCAGUCUGGCUAAUGAUCUUUUGAUUUUUCUGGAUUCACUGCCUAGGGUAUUCCACUUGUAAAUCUCACUUACAAUGUAGUGGUGCUUGAAAACACUCAUCUUGUUAGCUAAUUAUUCUAAUUAAUGCUUUGGUAGUACUCAUAUCAUAAUAUGUUUAAGGGACAAUCAAUAAUUAGAGCAUAGUAUUUUGAAGGUCUCCUGUGAUGUGCAACAGGGUGUAUUUUCUUUGUUUUUGGAAAUGUUACCUUCUAACUGUCUCUGUUCUUCCAGAACACUGUUCUAAAUUCACCAUCAAAAGAUUUAGGGCUAGUAGCUCAUGGGAAAGUCUUCUAUAAUCUUCUUGAGUUGAGAGUUACUGGGUUAUUCUAACAAGAAUUUUCCAAAGGUCUAGUCAGUUUUUAUGUUGACAUUUGCUUUGAGAAUUUGAAACUAGGUGGUUGGAUAUGAUGGUGGUAAGGGUUCAUGAGAGGAGGAAAAAGUUGUCGUGUCUCUAAAUAGUGAAAGCACACAGUAGCUGUUACACUGUGCUUCUGGCUGGAUUGACUGGGAGACAAUCCAACUACUAAGUAGACCCUCUUUGGGCGAGGUAAUAACAGAGCCAGUGGUCAAAUAUCGAUUAGGCAGAUAUGCCCAGAUGGGGAGAAGAUACUUAAUGAAGGAAAAGCUGUAAUGGGAGUAUAGCUGCAAAACAAGCCAUAUGCCUUGAGGUGAGUUGUGGCCGAAGCCAGCUGAAGAAAGUAGCACAGGGUGUCUGGG
Molecule: messenger RNA, 7368 nt
Organism: Fukomys damarensis (Damara mole-rat)
Lineage: Eukaryota; Metazoa; Chordata; Mammalia; Rodentia; Bathyergidae
Gene: Rnf152
Product: ring finger protein 152
Exons: 4
Coding region: 539-1150 (203 amino acids)
Biological process (GO): positive regulation of autophagy; cellular response to amino acid starvation; apoptotic process
Cellular component (GO): lysosomal membrane; lysosome
Molecular function (GO): ubiquitin protein ligase activity
Source: RefSeq, a predicted model, not a curated record